AUUUUUUAACUACCCUUCCCAUUUCUUUUAACUCUUUCAAUUCAAUCCUGAAAUGGCAGUUUCUGAAAGUAUCAUUGUGGACUAUGAAGAAGUUUCGUACAAAAGUAAAGCACAAGAUUUUGCACAGCGACUGCCACGGAAAUCGAUGCGCUAUGUCGGGAGUUUCUUUCCUAUCGUACAUUGGAUACAUAAAUACAAUAUGAUGUGGCUGCUACGUGAUCUUAUCGCAGGAAUUACUGUGGGCAUUGUGGUCGUACCACAGAGUAUGGGAUAUGCCAAAAUCGCCGAGUUACCUGCUGAAUACGGACUCUAUACUGCUUUUGUCGGGCUUGCUGCUUAUUGUUUCUUUGCCACAUCCAAGGACAUUAGUAUUGGUCCCACAGCCGUCAUGUCGUUGCUACUUGGUCAGACCAUCAUUCGUGGAACCACAGCCGAAGGUUCGACUGUCACAGGACCGGAAAUAGCAGUGACGUUUUCGGUUCUUGCUGGAGCAGUAAUUCUGUUUAUUGGUCUCGUGCGGCUAGGAAUUCUGGUCGACUUUAUUCCUGCGCCAGUCAUUGCCGGUUUCAUGACUGGUUCUGCCAUCACAAUCACAUUCAGUCAACUGAAAUCGUUGACAGGCAUUGAGAGUAUCCAUACCCAAGAUCCUGCUUACCUGACACUAGGCAACUUUUUCAAAAACAUUCCCGAAAUCAAACUGGACGUAGCUUUUGGUGUAGGAGGUCUCAUCUGGCUCUAUGGCGUAAGCUAUGGCUGCAGCUACUUGUCAAGGAAAUAUCCACGCUACUCGACGCACCUUUUCAUGUUUAGCAUUAUGCGCAACGGUAUCCUGGUUAUUGUCGGAACUCUGAUUUCGUUUUUGAUUAAUAUUGGCAAGAACCAGAGCCCCAUUGACAUCCUCAAAGAAGUACCUGCUGGGUUCACGGCAAUGGGCGUACCUCAUGUCAACAACGAGCUUUUGAGUAUAGUUGCCCCAUCACUGCCUUCUGGCGUAAUUGUACUCAUUCUCGAGCAUGUAGCUAUUGCCAAAUCCUUUGGUCGGCUCAAUGACUAUACUAUUAGCCCAAGUCAAGAGAUUUCUGCCAUUGGAUUUACCAAUAUUAUUGCUGCGUUCUUUGGAGCGUAUCCCUCCACAGGCUCGUUCUCGCGCACCGCAAUCUUAUCUCGUUCAGGUGUAAAAACGCCAUUGUCUGGUGUAUUCUCGGCCGCCGUAGUCUUGCUCGCACUUUAUGCGCUGACACCUGCUUUUUAUUACAUUCCCAGUUCUAUCCUAGCAGCAGUUGUUAUCCAUGCCGUCGCAAACUUGGUAUCAGGUCCAGCAUAUAUAAAACGCUUGGCUUCUGUAAGCCUAUGGGAACUCUUUAUUUUCACCGUCGCUGUGGUGGUGACAUUCUUUUCAUCUGUUGAAUAUGGUAUCUAUGCAUCCGUCGCACUGGCUAUUGUCAUACUCCUGUUCCGAAUUGCACGGCCUCGCUUCUGGCCACUGGGUCGAAUACCACUGGCAGCCACGACCACAACACGCCAUUUGCCUACACAUCAAUAUCUCUAUGUAGCCGAAAACCAUCCAUCGCUAGGCGACCGCGUUGAGCCGCUUCCUGCCGGUAUACUCAUGUGCCGCGUCGAUGAGUCGUUUACAUAUCCCAACUCAAGUUACAUUUCUGAAAAAAUUAUUUCUUACUGUAAGAGGCGAACACAGCGUUCUGGACCCAAGCUCACCAAACAGCAACGAGCAUGGAACGACGAUGCUGCAGAAGAUGACGAUGUAGCAACAGCAAACCAAGUAUCGCCACGGCUGCAUGCCCUUAUUAUCGACUUUUCCAGCGUGAACCGAUUGGAUUCCAGUGGUUUACAAGCGCUUGUGGAUGCACAAAACACAUUAAAUCGAUACAGCGGCCACCACAUCGAGUUCCACUUUGUCACUGUCCUGAAUCCUUCGAUUCGUCGAACCUUGAUUGUAGCUGGAUUCGGCACCCAGCCAACAAUGCAAUAUCUCGAUGAACAGAAAGAAGUGUUACCGGUAGUACCGCAGUCAAGAGAUCAACGCUUAGCUUCAUCAGGUGAACAAGAAGAACGCAGCGAUAGCAGCACAAGCGAGCCUGACGUCGACAAGGACGAAAGGGAAAAAGGUGUGGGCGAAGUUGUUAUGGUCGAAGACGUUGUCAAGGAAAAGGCGAUCAAAAGUGCAAGCAGAAAGUCUAUCCCACUUCCCAAAGACAGAUACCCAUUUUUCCAUUGGUCUUCUGAUGAGGCUGUAAUGUCGGCAAUGUUAUCGAAAGAAGCCCGCGGUCGCCGAGAGCAGCAGCAACAACAGGAUGAUGAAGGGCCGGAGCCGCAGCAUUAA
Molecule: messenger RNA, 2341 nt
Organism: Zychaea mexicana
Lineage: Eukaryota; Fungi; Mucoromycota; Mucoromycetes; Mucorales; Lichtheimiaceae
Product: sulfate transporter family-domain-containing protein
Exons: 9
Coding region: 53-2341 (762 amino acids)
Biological process (GO): transmembrane transport
Cellular component (GO): membrane
Molecular function (GO): sulfate transmembrane transporter activity
Source: RefSeq, a predicted model, not a curated record